CAAUUGAUAAGAUUUCGUUCUGACAGGGACUGCCUCCGGAUUAUAUGCUGUCGAGUUAUUUUUGGAUGCCAGGUUCAUAUACGAUUCUAGUUGAAGUCGGUAACUUAAAUAAAAGUUCUAAUUGGAAUCAAUAUUCUAUACAGUAAAUGAGUUUUGGAGUUAUAUAUAUAAAUAAGCAGAGUUUUUGAGAUCUCUGUCAGUAAAAUUAGCUUUUAGGGCUUGUAGAAGGGAAUAGAGAUUUGUUUGAUAAUUGGCAAAUAGUCGAUUGCAUUUUCUUGUUUGUGUUACCGGCUGAGGAUCCUCAAACCUCGCAGAAGAAAGAAGAAAAAGAAGAAUCAUGGAACAAGAUAAGUUGGAUUACGUACUGGUUCCAUUGGGACUGCUGCUGCUUUCUCUCUAUCAUCUAUGGCUUCUUUGUACCAUUAUCAAGCAUCCUACAAGGACUGUCAUCGGCUUAAAUGCCCAGUCUCGUCACCAAUGGGUUGUCUCCAUGAUGAUCCGUUGAAAAAUGGUGUUCUAGCAGUACAAACAAUACGCAACAACAUAAUGGCGUCGACACUUUUGGCCACGAUAGCAAUCACUCUCAGUUCACUGAUUAGUGUUUUCGUUAGCAGCAGCUCAGACUCUGGCAACACAAGUUCCGAAAUAGUUUUUGGGAACAAGACUCGCCUACUGUCUUCCAUCAAGUAUUUUUCCAUCUUGUUGUGUUUCCUUGUUGCUUUUCUUUGCAAUGUGCAGUCUAUUAGAUACUACGCCCAUGUAAGCUUCUUGGUCACGCUCUCUUCACCCAUAGACAACAUGGAGACUGUUGAGUAUGUUGCAAGAAACUUAAACAGAGGAAGUUAUUUCUGGUCACUUGGACUGCGAGCCUUCUACUUAUCCUUCUCUCUAUUGCUAUGGAUCUUUGGGCCUAUACCCAUGUUUCUUUGCAGCUGCAUGAUGUCUUUCCUUCUCUAUUUCUUGGACACAACAAGCAGUUUCACACGUCAACUUCAUCGCCACUCGUUCAAUGAGAAUUCGUUGAAAGCUGAUGAUCUCGAAUCUAUUAGUCUAUUAUCGGAGAAAUAUUCUGUAGAAGAAAUGAACUUUCAUUGCCCUCUACUACAUGCUGCCUCCAAUUCUUCCACAACCUCAAAUCACUGCUAACUCCAAGAUUUAAUGGUAAUUCUACUCCCAACAUUUUUAGGUAAAAUAUGAGAUAUUUUAAAAUUUCAAAAAAGAAGAAGAAGAAGAAUAUUAGGAUAACUAUUUAUUUUAUUAGAAGAUAUGAAUGUUUUUAUUUUAACUUUGGCAUUUUUAUUUAUUUAUGUUGACUUUUCCCAGACAGUUUAAGUUGUGUAUUAUCUUAAAUGUACACAUACAACUUAUUGAUGUAAGAAGGGUUUGAGAAUAUAAUGCAAUCAAUGGUGAAUAAAAUUAUAGAUUAAAAAUUUGAAGGUUAAAAGCUUUAAGUCAUCA
Gossypium raimondii (Peruvian cotton) is the source of this 1458-nucleotide messenger RNA. RefSeq lists its product as uncharacterized. The coding region runs from base 406 to 1146 and encodes 246 amino acids. The record is from RefSeq and is a predicted model, not a curated record. NCBI's taxonomy places the organism in Eukaryota, Viridiplantae, Streptophyta, Magnoliopsida, Malvales, Malvaceae. The transcript has 3 exons.